Messenger RNA from Ictalurus punctatus (channel catfish), 1550 nucleotides. It is a transcript of the gene rheb, whose product is annotated as Ras homolog, mTORC1 binding. Lineage: Eukaryota; Metazoa; Chordata; Actinopteri; Siluriformes; Ictaluridae. The transcript is spliced from 8 exons. Gene Ontology annotation, molecular function: GTP binding; GDP binding; GTPase activity. Gene Ontology annotation, biological process: small GTPase-mediated signal transduction. Gene Ontology annotation, cellular component: plasma membrane. The coding region runs from base 244 to 798 and encodes 184 amino acids. The record is from RefSeq and is a predicted model, not a curated record.
UCCUGAAUAAUUCACACCGGAUUGCUUUGGGCAGUGACGCAGAGAAGGAUACAGAUGCUCGACUACUUUUCUGUUAAAUUGUUAGAAAUUCGCACAGUUUGGACGAACCGCCCGUUUUUUUCUUUACCGUUAGGUUUCGCAUUGACGUGUCAGCUCGAGUAAAUGUGAAAGGGUGUGCUCGUCAAGCGAAAGCGCUUCUUUAUGUCGAUAUUGGUGUGGUGUCGCUGAUUAAGGAAAAUAAAGAUGCCGCAGCCCAAAUCUCGAAAAAUCGCCGUGCUGGGUUACAGAUCCGUGGGGAAGUCCUCUUUGACAAUACAGUUUGUUGAAGGCCAGUUUGUGGACUCGUACGACCCGACUAUAGAAAACACAUUUACUAAAAUGAUCACAGUCAAUGGCCAAGAGUACCAUCUGCAGCUGGUCGACACAGCAGGGCAGGAUGAGUACUCUAUUUUCCCUCAGACCUAUUCCAUAGACAUCAACGGUUACAUUUUGGUGUAUUCUGUUACAUCAAAUAAAAGUUUUGAAGUAGUAAAAGUUAUUCAUGAAAAAUUGCUGGAUAUGGUGGGAAAAGUACAAGUACCAAUAAUGCUGGUGGGAAAUAAAAAAGAUCUCCAUAUGGAGCGUGUUAUCAGCUGUGAAGAAGGCAAAGCUUUGGCAGAAUCAUGGAAUGCAGCGUUCAUGGAGUCCUCUGCAAAAGAGAACCAGACUGCAGUGGAGGUGUUCAAGAGGAUAAUCCUGGAGGCUGAGAAGAUGGAUGGCGGAGCCCCACAGGACCGGACACCCUGCUCGCUGAUGUAGAUUCGUUCUCCCUGCCUGUCCUGACCACUGGAGGACACACACAGACCUUUCUGGAGAACGCUUUCAAUCAGUCCUUUAUUUAAGGGAACAUUUGAUUUUUUGGCUUAGGUCAGGACGAGGUGUCCGGGGUUCAGAUUAACGGUUUGGAUCGGGUUUAACAGUUAGAGUUAAGCACAGUUAAUGAUGAAUGUUCACCAGAAAAGUCUGUCUGGAGUCCACUACCCAACCCAACCUCCCCACAACCCCCACCUCCUUACCACAACACUGGACACUGGGAAAUCCCUCUACUUGAAGUGGCUAACUGCCUGUUUUCCUCCAUACAAAAAAUGUUGACUUUUCUUUUUAACCUCCUUUUUUAUACUUCAUUUCAUUUUAAUUUUUGUUGUGUAUUAUUUUUUAAAUAUUCUUUUGGAAGAUACACUGACUCCUCAGCUGCACUUAUCUCUUCAUUUCUCACUCUCUCUUUCUUUCUAUCUCUGCUUACUGUUCUCUCUCCUCCCCCCACCAGCCAUCCCUAUAUCUCCACAAGCAAACCCCUAUAAAAUACUGAGCCUUACUUUCUCACCGCUCAUAUCCCCGCAUCUCUUUUCUACCUUUUGUCUUUCCUCCCAAACCAUUAUCAAUUUGUAUAUUGUAUUUCUUAAAUGGUAAUAAUGGCCAAUAAAGUUUUCAGCAUUCAUUGUCCUCUGUAAUGAAUGAUGUUUAACUUUUUUUGAUUGUAAUCAUUAAAUGCAGCAUUUUGUUUCACUACA